Rhodotorula toruloides NP11 is the source of this 3609-nucleotide messenger RNA. RefSeq names its product mitochondrial exoribonuclease Cyt-4. NCBI's taxonomy places the organism in Eukaryota, Fungi, Basidiomycota, Microbotryomycetes, Sporidiobolales, Sporidiobolaceae. The transcript is spliced from 3 exons. The coding region runs from base 1 to 3609 and encodes 1202 amino acids. Gene Ontology annotation, biological process: mRNA catabolic process. Gene Ontology annotation, molecular function: RNA binding; 3'-5'-RNA exonuclease activity. The record is from RefSeq and is a predicted model, not a curated record. Gene Ontology annotation, cellular component: exosome (RNase complex); P-body.
AUGUUUGCGGCAGCAGUGGCCCCAGCGAGCGUUUGCGAGCAAUUCAUCGAAAGUCAACCGCAAGCUUCGCCCUCGACACUGCUCUUCUCCACGGCUUUUCUGUUUGUUCGGGCUGGCAGUGCUGCCGCGAGUGGUCGACUGAGUGUCUGGCGGGUCCACCGAGUUCUCGCCACUCGUCCACACCAGCAAGGGCCUUUGAGACGUCGCAGAAAGUCCUCUACGAUGCUCUCGAGUUCGUCACGCGCGGCGACUUGCCGACCUACCGCCUCGAUCGUCCGCACCUUCACCUCCUCGACCUCGACUCUCUCCUCGCCCUCCUCAUCUCAGCCGCCCAAAGCCCCUGGGACGCCUGAGCAGGACCCUCACGCCAAAAUCUACCAGCGGGUACUGCGAACAGCCAUCUACGGAACCUACGAACACCAACUUCGCGAGAAGGCGGAUCGCUCGCUCCCGGCUGUUGCGAAAGGCUACGUUUCGACCAGCGGCUUCAAGCCGACAAGUCGACGAGACAUUCCGGCGUACGCCCGGCGGCUGGUCAAGAAGGAUGCGCGGAGCAAGCCCGUCCCUGUCGACGUCGAGCAGGUCGAGCAUAGCUUGACGAAGCGAGGCCGGACCGUCGCGCAGCAGGACCUCCUUCCGCGACGAGAAGGCAGUCGGCGACAGAUCGGUAGUGGCGAAGAACGAGGCGCCGUGUUCGGACAGCAGGUUCGAGGCUUCUCGACCUCCGCCUCGACCAGUCGCGCUCGCAUUUCAGAGGAUACGAUUGUUGACCACGAGUCGGAGAGCGCGGAUCUCGGUGGCGGGUUGUGGGAGGAUGCAGAGUCGGCCGACGGGCUCCAACACAGCACUCAGUCGACGUUCCAGCCGGGAGACUUCAUCGAGACUACCCGUGGCGCGCAGCUUGAGAACGGUAUCUUCAUCUGUAUCUCGCGAAGGUCAGCCAAAGUCGGCACCAUCCUGAAUGCCAGCGGCAUCCUCGACAUCUUCCUCGAAGACGACGUCAGCCGUGCCAUUCCCAACUUCGUCGACCCCCAGGUCGCUUCGAGGCUGAAGGCCUACGCACUGGGACUCGACGGCGUCGAGACCGAAGAGCUGCCCGAGGGAAUGGACCGCCGACCGUUCGCCGAAGAGCGGCUGCAAAUGCUGCAGAAGAUUCGCAGUCUCGAGAUUGCCAUCGAUGCGCAGUACAAGCAGCUGCUUCUCAAUGGCGGCUCCAACCUCUAUCAACUCGUCCGCGCCAAGAUUGCGCGGGAUCGCAAAGAGCCUUCAAUCGUCAACCCUACGGAGAGCAUCGACAUCGAAAAGGCGAUCCGCUAUCUCGGCAUCUCACGCCCGACCGUCGCAACUCGCAUCGCCAUGUGCCGUCUCCUCCUCUCCCAGCCGGAAUACUUCCUCGCCGACUCGAACAUGCUCCGCGAAACCGGCCGCUUCGAUCUGCGGUCGCCCAAGGAGGUCGAGCGUUUCGAGCAGGUGCGCGGCUGGGUGCGGGCGAAGGAUGAGCGCGUGGCGACAUGGGCGGAGAAGUGCGCCAGGCUGCGUGAAUGGGGACGAAAGCAGCGGGAGGGAAAAGAGGCUUCGGUUACCAUCGACACGACUCGCUACAAUCUCCCAACGUUUACGCCUCCGCCCGGGGCACAGAACGAGUGGUCGAGUUCCGACUUGACGAUCUUCGCCUUCCUCCGCGACACGCUUGCCAUCUCGCGUCUCCUUCAAGCGCAACCUCACCUCUCGACUGCUCCCGCCCUCGUCAAGCUCGUCGACCGCGAGUCCGCCCAGAACGGGUGGCCGUUCGAUGAGACGAACACGCAGAUUGACAAGGCGCGCAUCCGCGACUUCCUCGGCGAGGUGGGCGUCGUCGCGCCAUGGGAGGAUUGGACUGUACACGACAAGGCGACGACGCUUCCGACGUGGGACAAGAUCGGUUCAAGCGUUGCGCAACAGCUUUCCCAGGCUCCGAAAGACGGCGGGAACCCCAAGGCGCGGGUGGCGAGCAAGUUGUACGACUCGGACGCCCACGACUCGGUCCGCCACGACUUCGGACAGACUCGCGUCUUCACGAUAGACGAUUCGACGGCUCUCGAGCUGGACGACGGCGUUUCCAUCGUCCCCGCACCUCCGACGAGCGACGGCAAGCAGACCUGCUGGGUCUGGGCGCACAUCGCCGACCCGACCACGGUUCUCCCGCCCGAGCAUCUCUGGGCGCAACUUGCUCGCGUCCGCGACCACACGGAGUACCUCCCGCAGCGAACUUGGCCUAUGCUGCCGAAGGCCCUCGUUCUCGACCAGCACCUCAGUCUCGGCGCGAAGGAAGGCGGCGAGCAGCGGACUUUGAGCAUCGGUGUGCGCGUCGUUGAAGAGACCGGCGAAGCGCUCGAGGUGGACGUCAAAGCCGGCAUCGUUCGCAAUGUCCUGCGGCUGACGUACGACGCAGUCGACAAGGUUCUCGGCUUCCAGGCAAGGCCGCCGGGGACGCUCGUCGCGAAUCGGCCGUGGGAGCAGGGUGAGGAGGCUGCGCUGGCGAGCGCGAAGGUGGUUCGCCCGACGGAGGACGCCUUGCUGGAGACGGACGCGAAGGCUCGCGGACAACUCGAAACAAUGCUCCGCAUUGCCCAGCGCAUGCUCCGCCGCCGAGUCGAGUCGACCGCCAUCUUCUGGCAGUACCCUGUCGCCACGGUCAAGGUCGCCCCGACGCCUCUCGAGCCUCACUUCGAGUCAGAGGCGCGCGUCCCGACGUUCUAUGCGCGGCCGCCUCGUGUCGAGGUGCGACUGCCGAGGGACGACAGCGUCUUGGACCACAUGGAGUCGCCGGCGCAUCUCCUCGUCUCGGAGAUCAUGGUCGCAGCGAAUCGUGCUGGAGCGCGCUUCGCCGUCGAGAAGGGGAUCCCCAUGGUGUAUCGCGGGCAAGGACCGCCUUUGUCGGAACCUGCCGCGAUCGACGCCAUCCUCAAGAUGCGCAACCCCAAGACGGGCUCCGCACCGCCCUUUGAGGUCCUCAGGAAGCACGUCGACUUCCGGGCGGGCACACUCUCCCUCACGCCUGGAUCGCACUGGCCCAUGGGAAUCCACGACGAGUUUGGGUACAUCCGCGCGACGUCCCCUCUGCGUCGGUACGGCGACCUCUUCGCCCACUACCAGCUCAAGAGCGCUCUACUCCCGUCCGACACUCCUCAGGGCGUCUUCCCGUGCUUCGACGAGUCGGCCGUGCUCAAGCACAUCAGCGGAUUCACCUCGGCGCUCAAGGGUCGAAAGCGCCUCGACCACACCUCGUCGCUGUUUUGGUCGCUCUGGGUCUUCAAGCAGAAGCUCGAACUUUUCAAGGCGGCGACCACCGCGCCUCAGACCGUCGGCAUAAUUUCCGACGAGGACCAGCAACUCUUCGACCUUCUCGCCAACAACCUCACCGGACUCGCACUUCGCGAGGCGACUUUCAGUAGCGUCGACAACCUGUGGCUGCAGGAAGUCACCGUCCCCGAACUCGGUCUCCGUGGCACGGUCCAGAUGGCGAAGGAGCACGAGACGCUGGCGCGCGGUGACUCGAUGCCCGUCGUCAUCGAAGACAUCCUCCUCGGCGGCAUGUCGCGUCUCAUCCUCGUCCCUCGGCGUCGAUAG